UUCCCUGUAGCUUGGCGGGUGGACGCGGUUUCUUCCUAUUCCGCCUCUGGCAGAGGCACACACUGUUCUCCGCUCCUUUGCACCGCAGGCGCCUAGCUCCCGGGCAGCUGCUCCGGUCCGCUCGCCUCCACCCGCAACAGAUCCAUGGCGGAACGUGGGGAACUCGAUCUGACCGGCGCCAAACAGAACACCGGAGUGUGGCUGGUCAAGGUUCCUAAAUAUUUGUCACAGCAAUGGGCUAAAGCUCCUGGAAGAGGUGAAGUUGGGAAACUGCGGAUUGCCAAGAGUCAAGGAAGGACUGAGGUGUCAUUUACUUUGAAUGAGGAUCUUGCAAAUAUUCACGACAUUGGUGGAAAACCAGCAUCAGUCAGCACUCCUAGAGAACAUCCAUUUGUCUUACAAAGUGUUGGAGGACAGACAUUAACAGUCUUUACUGAGAGCUCAUCAGACAAACUUUCAUUGGAAGGAAUAGUGGUACAAAGAGCUGAAUGCCGACCUGCGGCCAGUGAAAACUACAUGAGAUUAAAAAGAUUGCAAAUAGAAGAAUCUUCCAAACCUGUAAGGCUAUCACAACAACUGGACAAAGUUGUGACAACCAAUUAUAAACCUGUUGCUAAUCAUCAGUAUAAUAUUGAAUAUGAAAGGAAAAAGAAAGAAGAUGGAAAACGGGCUCGAGCUGAUAAACAACACGUUUUGGACAUGCUAUUUUCGGCAUUUGAGAAACAUCAGUAUUAUAAUCUUAAGGACUUGGUGGACAUCACAAAACAGCCUGUGGGGUACCUAAAGGAAAUCUUGAAAGAAAUUGGCGUUCAGAAUGUAAAAGGGACCCACAAAAACACAUGGGAGCUGAAGCCAGAGUAUAGACAUUAUCAAGGAGAAGAGAAGAGUGAUUAAGAAGACUUGGCCAGCAUGCCGGCAGAACAACUAAAGGGCGGUGCGCUGAGGAAGCACUGCCAAGACUCAGAUACUUGAGUACCGUCUGUUGUAGGGGUGAAAUGACUGGAACUUUAAUUUCCCUAGGUAAAUUUUUUAAACAGUAAUUCUUGUAAAGUUACUCAAGGUGUUUUUGUUUUUUGUUUUUUGUUUUUUUUUUUUUGAGGAAAAAAAUUUAUUUAUAGGCUUGUAUUAAACCUAGAUUAUUCAGAAGGGGGUGAGGGGCUGGGGAGGUUAAGAAGGUUUUUCGUUUUAAAUAUUGACUUUUAAAAUGUCAAACUAGGAAAUGUUUUCUAGAUGAGGACUCUGUCCUUGUUUUCUCUGAGGAUCUGAGGUGAUACAAAGCGGAAGUGAAUGGCAAAACCAGAAAAAAGCGGUCAACUACAGAAAGACUUAAAGGGAAUAAAAAACCAAAGUUCCUUAUUCUGAAAUUGUCAAAGAACAAAGUUCUCUUUAUUUAUUUAUUUUUACAGGAGAUCAUGCUUCAUAUUCACACCCAUUAAUAAAGAAGAGGGCAUUUAUGUUUGUACCUAA
Molecule: messenger RNA, 1467 nt
Organism: Mustela lutreola (European mink)
Lineage: Eukaryota; Metazoa; Chordata; Mammalia; Carnivora; Mustelidae
Gene: GTF2F2
Product: general transcription factor IIF subunit 2
Exons: 8
Coding region: 145-894 (249 amino acids)
Biological process (GO): transcription by RNA polymerase II; transcription initiation at RNA polymerase II promoter
Cellular component (GO): transcription factor TFIIF complex
Source: RefSeq, a predicted model, not a curated record